Molecule: messenger RNA, 592 nt
Organism: Cynoglossus semilaevis (tongue sole)
Lineage: Eukaryota; Metazoa; Chordata; Actinopteri; Pleuronectiformes; Cynoglossidae
Gene: ins
Product: preproinsulin
Exons: 3
Coding region: 92-433 (113 amino acids)
Cellular component (GO): extracellular region
Molecular function (GO): hormone activity
Source: RefSeq, a predicted model, not a curated record
CAGCUCUUCCUCACACCAACCUCCUCUCAGCUCCUUCUGCUCCUCCUUGUCGUCGUAGACUCACCUCCUUCAGCUCUUCAGCUUUCCAAACAUGGCGGCGCUGUGGCUCCAGACUGUCUCUCUGCUCCUCCUAGUGGCCGUGUCGUUGUCGGGCUCUCAGCCUGUGGCUCAGCACCUGUGCGGCUCUCACCUGGUCGAUGCCCUCUACCUGGUCUGUGGGGACAGAGGCUUCUUCUACAACCCCAAGAGAGACGUGGAGCCUCUGCUGGGUUUCCUUGCUCCUAAAGUGGGCGGAGCCACGGCAGGUGGCGACAACGAGGUGGCUGAAUAUGCCUUCAAGGACCAGAUGGAGAUGUUGGUGAAGCGAGGCAUCGUGGAACAGUGCUGCCACAACCGCUGCAGCGUCCCCGAUCUGCAGAACUACUGCAACUGAGAGGCCUGGUCCCGUGGGACUCGGUUGCCCAACGUCUGCCCCCGUCCGGCCCCGGAAAUGACCGACACUGCUGACGGAAAGUGCCGAAGUGCUGAGAAAAAUGAAGCAAAUUAUUUUUGCUAGAAAAUAAACUUUUCUGAAUGAGUAAAAAAAAAAAAA